This is a messenger RNA of Gloeophyllum trabeum ATCC 11539, 720 nucleotides long. RefSeq lists its product as uncharacterized. The record is from RefSeq and is a predicted model, not a curated record. The transcript is spliced from 2 exons. Bases 1 to 720 code for a protein of 239 amino acids. Gene Ontology annotation, molecular function: peroxidase activity. NCBI's taxonomy places the organism in Eukaryota, Fungi, Basidiomycota, Agaricomycetes, Gloeophyllales, Gloeophyllaceae.
AUGCUGCUCCCGUCGUCCUCAUCUACUAUUGAUCAUACCUACCGCCGAGGUGGCCCCGGUGAGCGGCGCUCUCCUUGUCCAGCGCUCAACACGAUGGCGAACUAUGGGUACAUACCACGAGACGGCAUGAACAUUAAAUUCUGGCCCCUCAUCCACGCUCUACGCGAGUUCUACAAUCUCUCUCUCCCGCUCGCCCUCUUCCUCGCCAUCCCCGGCUACCUACUGUGCGGCUCCAUCCUACACAUGUCGCUCAACCUCGACGACCUCGCACUGCAUGACCGCCUCGAGCACGACGCCUCGCUCGUGCACGCGGACGCGGCUCCCGGCGCCGCGUGCGCUCCUACCAACGUGGAUCCCGGGCUCCUCCACGCGUUCAUUACGUCGUGCCCCGCGGGGCGUGGCUUUCGCCUCGAAGACUUCGCGAAGGCGCGGAUCGCGCGAGAGAAGACGCUCGGGGGGAGGCAACUCAACGCGUUCCACGCGGAGAUCGCACGCGGCGAGUCCGCGCUGUCGUGGCUUCUGAUGAAGGAUGAGAGCGGGGAGGCCCCGCCGGGGAGGCUGGAGCAGUGGUACGGGGAGGAGAGGGUUCCCGAUGGGUGGAGUAAGCCCGAGCGCAGGCUGGGCUUGAUCACGACGAGGCAUACUGCGGUUAAAGUUCAGCAUCUCAUUGCGUCCAUGAGUCAGUCUGGGGUCGUGCAGGACAUUCCAAUGAAACGGUGA